AUGGCAGCCGACGCCAUCCGGAUGGCGUUGAACAUACUGGGCAUACCGACCUACCACACAGUGGAUGCAAUGCAGAACGGCGACCUUCCGUUCUGGAACGAGGCGUUGGCCGCAAGGUAUGGCGGUACCAAGACACCCUACGAUGCCGACGACUGGUCCAAGAUCCUGUGGACGUACGAGGGAAUUAUCGACGGGCCCGCCAUGUUCUUCCUGGAGGAAUGGCUCGCGCAGAACCCAGAGGCGAAAGUCGUCCUCAACAAGCGGCCAUUCCAGGACUGGUACCGCUCCGUCAGCCGCACGGGCAUGCAGUUGACCACAUGGAGAUGGUGGCCAUACCUUCGGCCCUUCCUCAGCGCGGAAUCAAGGGCCUGGCACGAGUACGCGUGCUGUUUCCUCACCAUGGUUGGCGGCUCGGGGCCGUACGUCACCACGCCGCACCCCGAGUGCUGGACGGAGGAGCAGUAUCGGAAGACCUAUGACGCGCACUACCCUCGCGUGCGAAGUCUGGUGGCAGCUGACAGGAUCCUCGAGUUCGACCUGUAUAAGCACGGCUGGGAUGAACUUUGUGCGUUCCUCGGGAAGGAGAUCCCCGAGGAGCCAUUCCCGCACACGAAUCAGACAAGGGACAUGGUUGAGCAGAGGAAGAUGCUCUGGGUCAAGGAGGCUGCCGCAAAUGCUCUGAAGAUGACGGUACUAGCCCUGGGUAUUACGGGGAGCAGCAACACCAACAUCUGUGCGGUCCGGAAGGCCUUCACCAUCCUAAUACCCUGA
Diaporthe citri is the source of this 771-nucleotide messenger RNA. RefSeq lists its product as uncharacterized. The coding region runs from base 1 to 771 and encodes 256 amino acids. Lineage: Eukaryota; Fungi; Ascomycota; Sordariomycetes; Diaporthales; Diaporthaceae. The transcript is spliced from 3 exons. The record is from RefSeq and is a predicted model, not a curated record.